CCUUAUCGUAAAUCCUGAUUACCGUCGUUUUGCGAUUACAUUACCGGCCGUCCUUUCUUACUUUGUUUUUUUUCAGAUCCUUAAAAUUCAACACGCGUUAAUCCAUGUCUCGUUCAAUCUCCUUCGAUUCUACCCAUCAUUAUGGCCCCAUUUCUUUACCACACCUACCGUAAAAGGCAUUUCCUUUUUCUCUUUUCAGUGUUCAUUCUUUCACAGUCGCUGCCUCCAAUGGCCCUCACUAACCCACUUUCACCUCCAUCAUCAUGUACCAAAGGUCCGGGUCCUGUAAUCCCUGUAACACCCUUACUAAGUUUCCUUGUACGUGUCCAAGAAACUGCUUUGCAAACUUAUGGGAAAUCGAAUUUUGAUCCUAAACACUAUGUAGACUUGUCGUUAAAGUCUAAUCUUUCCACCACCGUGGAAGCAUUCGAUAAACUUCCCAAGACGGAAAAUGGGUCAGUUUCUGUUAAGGAUUUUGAAGGGUUUAUCGGGAAGUACUUUAAUGAUGCAGGGGAUGAUGUUGUAUAUGCUGAGCCAGUGGAUUUUGUACCUGAGCCGCAUGGCUUUUUGCCCAAGGUGGAGAACCCAGAGGUGAGAGGUUGGGCAUUGGAAGUCCAUGCUUUAUGGAAGAAUUUUAGCAGGAAAGUUUCGAGCUCGGUUCUUCAUCAUCCUGAAUUGCAUACUCUGCUUCCUUUGCCAAGGCCUGUAAUAAUUCCUGGUUCACGUUUCACUGAGGUUUAUUAUUGGGAUUCUUAUUGGGUUAUCAGAGGCCUGCUGGCAAGUAAAAUGUACGAGACUGCAAAAGCAAUAGUGACUAAUCUCAUUUUCAUGCUAGACACUUAUGGUCAUGUUCUUAAUGGUGCUAGAGCCUAUUAUACCAAUCGAAGCCAGCCUCCUCUUUUGAGUGCAAUGGUCUAUGAGAUAUAUAAUCGGACUGGUGAUGUCGAAUUUGUUAAGAAAUCUCUCCCACCAUUGAUUAAAGAAUAUCGAUAUUGGAAUUCAGAUAUACAUGAGUUGAUUAUCCGUGAUGCUGAGCAGUGUAAUCACUUUUUGAAUCGGUAUUAUGCAAUGUGGAACAAGCCGAGGCCGGAAUCAUCAACCAUUGAUGAAGAACUUGCUUCCAAGUUCUUGAAUGAUUCUGAGAAACAGCAAUUUUACCGAGAGCUGGCUUCGACUGCUGAAUCUGGAUGGGAUUUCAGCACAAGAUGGAUGAGGAACUCUUCUGAUUUUACAACUUUGUCCACAACAACAAUCUUACCUGUUGAUUUAAAUAUAUUCAUACUAAGAAUGGAACUUGACAUUGCCUUCUUGGCAAAAACUGUUGGGGAGAACGCUAUCACUGAGGAUUUCCUGAGAGCUUCUCAGAAAAGACAAAAGGCAUUCAGCGCUAUUUUUUGGAAUGAAAACAUGGGACAAUGGCUAGAUUAUUGGCUCAAUAAUGGUGCUGACUGUGAGGAACCUCAAACUUGGAAAGCUGAGAACCAAAACCAGAAGGUGUUUGCUUCAAAUUUUGUUCCCUUGUGGAUUGAUUUGUUCAACUCAGAUAUUCAUCUGGUGGAAAAGGUCACAAAAAGUCUUAAAAACUCAGGCCUGCUUUGUGCUGCUGGGAUUGCAACCUCUUUAACAAAUUCAGGCCAGCAAUGGGAUUUCCCAAAUGGCUGGGCACCACUUCAGCAUAUGAUAGUUGAAGGUCUAUCAAAAUCUGCAUCAAUGGAAGCAAGGACAGUGGCAAAAGACAUAGCUGAGAGGUGGAUCAAAACAAAUUACGUUGCCUACAAGAAAACAGGGGCAAUGCAUGAGAAAUAUGAUGUGGAAAAAUGUGGUGAGUUUGGGGGUGGUGGAGAAUACACACCCCAGACUGGUUUUGGUUGGUCAAAUGGAGUUGUAUUGGCAUUCUUGGAGGAGUUUGGAUGGCCUAAAGACAAAAAGAUUGACUGCGACUGAGCUAGGGAAUAAAAUGGGUUCCAGCCUUUGAGGCAUAUUAAUAAUGCUAGUAACAAAACAAGGUUAAUGUUUCCAAAAAGCGUGUAAAUGGAAAUGCAAUUCCUUUUUGGCCCUCUUAA
Messenger RNA from Gossypium raimondii (Peruvian cotton), 2063 nucleotides. Its product is annotated as probable trehalase. The record is from RefSeq and is a predicted model, not a curated record. The transcript is spliced from 10 exons. NCBI's taxonomy places the organism in Eukaryota, Viridiplantae, Streptophyta, Magnoliopsida, Malvales, Malvaceae. Gene Ontology annotation, biological process: trehalose catabolic process. Gene Ontology annotation, molecular function: alpha,alpha-trehalase activity. Bases 142 to 1944 code for a protein of 600 amino acids.